This is a messenger RNA of Neolamprologus brichardi, 3112 nucleotides long. NCBI's taxonomy places the organism in Eukaryota, Metazoa, Chordata, Actinopteri, Cichliformes, Cichlidae. The record is from RefSeq and is a predicted model, not a curated record.
AUGGCCACCACAGCAUCCUGCAGCCACAUCCCAUCAUUUAUUCUCCAACAGCACAAUGACCCCAAACACACCUCCAGGCUGUGUGAGGCCUCUGUGACCAAGAAGGAGAGUGAUGGAGGCCUCCACAGCCACCUGACCUACACCCAGUGGAGAUGGAGAACCCAGAGCGUGGGCCACGAACCCCUGAGGAGACAAGGCUCCUCCACCACCAGCCGGCCCCCUCAGCCCCUCUCCGCCCAGGCCAUCAAACACAUCUGGGUCCGCACGGCUCUCUUCGAGAAAGUUCUGGACAAGAUUGUGCAGUACAUUGUGGACAACUGCAGGCUUUACUUGGAAUGCAGCACAGUGGGGCCGUGUGCUCUGGAGUACACAAAGCUGAAGACUUCGGAUCAUUUCUGGACAGACCCCUCAGCCAAUGAGCUGGUUCAGCGCCAUCGUAUUCACGGGGCCCACCGGGGCCAGGACGUCUUAGCCGGCCACCGGCCUGCUCUGGGGAUCCGCAAAAGGCAGUCGAGCGGCAGCAUGUCAGAGGACAGGUUUGCUGCAUCAGCGAGGGAGUAUGUGGAGUCUCUUCACCAAAACUCCAGAACGCACCUGCUCUAUGGCAAAAAUAAUGUCCUUGUGCAACCGAAGAAGGACAUGGAGGUUUUACGGGGUUACUUGUCUCUCCAUCAAGCGGGAGAUAAUCUCACGCUGAAGUGGACACCCAAUCAGCUCAUCAAUGGCACACUGGGAGACUGCGACCUGGAGAAAAGUAUCUACUGGGAUUACGCACUCACUGUUCCUCUGCGCCAGAUAGUAUGCAUCCACUGUCACCAACGCUCUGACUGUGGGGGGACACUGGUUCUGGUCAGUCAGGAUGGGAUCCAGCGGCCACCCCUGCACUUCCCCCCUGGUGGUCACCUGCUGGCCUUUCUCUCCUGUCUGGAAACGGGCCUGUUACCACGGGGCCAGUUGGAGCCGCCUCUCUGGUCCCAAAAAGGAAAGGGAAAAGUAUUCCCUAAACUGAGGAAGAGGAGUAGUGCCGCCAGGCUUAUCGACCAGGAAGCCAACGGCGAGGAGCAGUCGGCCGCCGACUACGUGUUUCGCAUCGUCUACCCUGGAUAUCGAUACGAAGCCAUCACUAUAAACUACCACCACACCACGGGCAGCCGCGCUCCAUCGCUGGAUGAUGACGAGGAAGAGGAAGAUAGGCUCCAUGCUAUGAUCUCAAUGAUCUGCUCGCGGAACCUCACAGACCCUAAUGUCAUGAAAGACCACGGGGACAUGAUGGACACGCAGGGCUUCGGAGGCAGCCCGUCGUCGUGGCAACAGGCUGAAGUCGCCACUCACGAGUCCCUGUGCCAGUCCUGCUCCACCGCUGGCAGCAACUUUGACUACGCGUCUGGCUGUACCUGCAUACACGACCCGUCAGAUAUUCACACUAUUCCUCUGAAGAUGCUCUGCCAGAACAUGAAGCGGCAGAUCGUCUCCAGAGCCUUCUAUGGAUGGCUGGCGUACUGUCGACACCUGUCCACGGUGCGGACUCACCUGUCAGCUCUGGUCAACCACAACAUCGUCCCCCCGGACAGACCCUGCGAGGCAUCCGGGGGCCUCAGCAAAGAGGUGUGGAGCAAGUACCAGAAAGACUGCAAGAACUACAAGGAGCUGGAGAUGCUCCGGCUGGUUUAUUACGGUGGAGUGCAGCAUGAAAUCAGAAAGGAGGUGUGGCCUUUCCUUCUGGGACACUACAAGUUUGGCAUGGGCAAAAAGGAGAUGACUAAGAUCGAUGCAAAGAUCAGCGAGCGGUACCAGCAGGUGAUGCGGGAGUGGAAGGCCUGCGAGGUGAUCGUCAAGCAGCGGGAGAAGGAGAUGCAGUCGGCCAUCUUUGCCAAGCUCUCCUCGGGCAGCAGCAUCGACAGCCACGUCCUGCGGCUCGUCCACAGAGACUCCACGCUCAGCAAUGAGGUGUUCAUGUCUGUAGAUGAGCAGGAUGCAGGAAGCCAGGAGACCCCCAGCGGAGAGGACAGCACCCCCACAAUGACCAACCUGGUGCCCCCCGUGGCCCUCCCACAAGAAGAGCGUCCUCUGGUAGAAUUCGAUUCCCCCGACUCAGGGCUCCCCUCCUCUAGAAACUACUCUGUGACCUCUGCUCACUCCCAGAUCCUGUCUAGUAUCGAUGACGGUCAGAGCACAGAGGAGGAGGGCGGGGGCGCGGAGGACGGCAGGACUCCCAGUGAGGGGUGCCGGGACUCUCUGACGGAGGACAGGCUGUGCAGUCAGCUGGACAAACUGGUGACCAGCGGAGCAGCUGCUGAGGGGACGUCACCAUCGCUCUCUUCCUAUACAAUCGAGCUGUUGGACACGGUCGCCCUCAACCUGCACAGAAUAGACAAAGACGUCCAGCGCUGUGAUCGCAACUACUAUUAUUUCACCACGAGCAACCUGGAGAAACUCCGCAACAUCAUGUGCAGCUAUGUGUGGGAGCAUUUAGAGAUGGGCUACGUUCAGGGCAUGUGUGACCUCCUCGCUCCGCUCAUGGUCAUCCUGGAUGAUGAGUGCCUGGCGUACAGCUGUUUCACUCAGCUGAUGAAGAGGAUGAGUCAGAACUUCCCUAACGGUGGAGCCAUGGACUCGCACUUUGCCAACAUGAGGUCACUGAUCCAGAUCCUGGACUCGGAGCUGUUCGAGCUGAUGCAGCAGAACGGAGAUUACACUCACUUCUACUUCUGUUACCGGUGGUUCCUGUUGGACUUCAAGAGAGAGCUGCUGUACGACGACGUGUUCGCGGUGUGGGAGGUGAUCUGGGUGGCUCCCAGGAUUUCCUCGCAGCACUUCGUCCUCUUCCUGGCCUUGGCGCUGGUCACAGUUUACCGUGAGAUCAUCGUGGACAACAACAUGGACUUCACCGACAUCAUUAAAUUCUUUAAUGAAAUGGCCGAGCGGCACGAUGUCCAGCACAUCCUGAAGGUAGCACGUGAGCUGGUGCACAAAGUCCAGUCUCUGAUGGACAACAAGUAACUGUGAUGAAGAGAAGAGGAGGGAGGAUGCAGAGGGAGAGUGUCUGACCCUGCUGGAAACUAGAGCACUUCCUGCCUCCACUUCCCCAGGCCACACCGGGUGGUCGAGGCAU